Molecule: messenger RNA, 324 nt
Organism: Apodemus sylvaticus (European woodmouse)
Lineage: Eukaryota; Metazoa; Chordata; Mammalia; Rodentia; Muridae
Product: prostate and testis expressed protein 13-like
Exons: 3
Coding region: 1-324 (107 amino acids)
Source: RefSeq, a predicted model, not a curated record
AUGGGCAAGCUCCUGCUGCUGCUGCUUCUGGAGGCUUCUGUUUUUGUGUUGAUCCAAGCCCAAGCAAUAAUAUGCAUGUCCUGCAACAUGUUUGUGAAUAGCAAAUGUAUAGAAGGUGAGGAUAAAUGCAUCGUGGAGGAAGGUGGUGCAUGCACAACCAGAGAUAUCUAUCAUUUCAGUUCAAGAGGUUGGUUUCUCUAUAGCCACACUAUUCUGGAAUGUUCUAAAUCAUGUAAGGCUUCAGAAGAGAUUUAUUUUCAUCUAAAAAAUUCAACCUUUUGUUGUAAAAGUCAAGAUUUCUGUAAUAAAUAUAAAGGAAAAUAA